ACUCCUCAAACAGAGUCUUCCCCUCCCCUCCUUUGAGGCGCCUCAAAAUCGCCUGGACGAUGUGAAGCACUCUGGUGUCUGCCGGGGCUACGAAGCUGCUAUUCCACUCAGAGAAAUCUUCCUUUGUGCCGUCCACCCUCUCACGGAAUUCCCUUUUCUCUCUCUUCCCCACUUUUGUGUGCAGUCGCCUGGAUGA
Closterium sp. Naga37s-1 is the source of this 196-nucleotide messenger RNA. The record is from the annotation of a GenBank genome assembly. Lineage: Eukaryota; Viridiplantae; Streptophyta; Zygnematophyceae; Desmidiales; Closteriaceae.